Podarcis lilfordi (Lilford's wall lizard) is the source of this 1211-nucleotide messenger RNA. Lineage: Eukaryota; Metazoa; Chordata; Lepidosauria; Squamata; Lacertidae. The record is from the annotation of a GenBank genome assembly.
AAUCUAUACAAGGCUCCCAAGAGGAAAGGAAGUUACCACCCCUAGUGGCAUGACACCUAUGGCCCACUGAAUCUGGGUCAAAGCAGCAUCUCACACCGGGGUCUCAUUGUAUUGCGAGCAGUGGCACCAAAGCCACAAAGAAAGAGGGAGCAACAGAAAACGACCAGGGGGGGAAAGUACUGGAAAAUCAGGAGUGUGUGCCCAGCUGGUUAAGGGCAGAAGGCACAAACCACACAAUACAGAACUAACAGCACAAGCAGUGGCUGCUGUGGAAGGAGAAACUCCUAGGGAGGAAAAAUCGAAAGUUGGAAAGGUAGUUUUUUGGAAGAGACUUCCCAAUUAUCUCCUGAAAUGUGGAGACAGGGACGGCGGUGUUAUCAGCAGCUGUCUCUGCAACUAGGAUAUACCAAACAAUGGCCCAACAUGGGAAGAAGGGACCAAAAUGGUGAAAGAAGUGAUCCAGGAGUGUCUCAUGGUAGCCAUCAUGAUACCAAAGUGAAGAAGCCCAAAGCUUGUCACUUUUCCGAACGGAAGAACGGUACGCUCUCUGGGAAUGGUAGACCAUGGAAGAAAAGGGGAGGCUAUUGGAAGAAGAAAAGAUCACCUAAGAAGGAGAAAGCAAAGCAUUGGUGUGCAAGUCACCAGUGGAAAUCCAGAUGUUGUAGGAUUGGGAGAAGUCACCGCCGUAAUCGGAAGCGGAAGAGUCAGCGUUUGUUAGCAUUUAUGCAUGCAGCUGUAAAGGGGAGACUGCGCCCCAUGAAUCUGUGUGGAUGGAGGGCACCAGGAAUGCGUGCCCCUAGGAACACAACACAGUUUAUCAUGCAUCAGGUGUACCAAGACAUGCGCCAGGAGGAGAAAAGGGCAGCGGCGGAAAAAGCAGCUGCUGCAGACAAAAGAGAAGAAGAGAAAUCAGAACAACAGCAAUCCACAGGAGAGAAUGAUUGUGACAUGGUAUUUCCAAAUGCCAGUUGCAUGGCCACCAUUUCGGCUAUGAGCCCACAGAUAAAUAUUUUCAUGGGAGAUGAGGAAGUUGGAGAAGAUGAGAGUAGUCAGAAAAACCAAAUAUAUGAAGAUAUAGGUCUGGAAUCUCACCUGAGUAUUUCCUGUGAGCCAUAAAAAUACAAUUACUGGACUAUGCGUUUGUAUUCCUCGAUAGUUCAGAAUAGAUCUUGAUCUCCAGAUUCUUAAAUAAAUGUAUAUUCUGCUCUCUC